GUGUCGUUAAAUACCUAUUAGGUUCCUAAAUUAAAUUAGCCAAAAUGUUUCAUUUUCUGUUAUUCAACGAGUGUUCAGCGGUGAGGUUAAACGUAUAGUAAUUGUGGUAGUGUUCAUUGUAAAAUAUUGUUUAAUAUUGUUUUACAUAAAGUAUAAGUUUUAAUUUACAUAUUUAAUAAUGCCAAGACAAUUAAUAUUCUUGGUCGGUGUUAUGAAAAACCAAAUAACUGGUAGUAAGCUUCCAUCAAAAAGAGAUAUUUUGAGUGUUCUCUUUUACAAUAUGCGUAUAGUCAAACUAACAUUACACGAUAGCGCUAGUCUUGUGUUUGACGAAUGUCAAAUUUUUUGGAUAAAAGCGCGUAUACCUAUUCAAGAUCGAUCAAAUUGCGUUACAAAAAUUAAAAAACUCUAUGAUGAAUGGAGAAAAUUAGAUAAAAAUAAAAAUAGAAUUACUGAUACACAAAAAAAAAUUAUGAAUACGUUUGAAGACAAUUUAAAUGACUUAUUUGACAUUGCGCAUAGUAAUGCAUUAAAUACUAUAAAAAUUCACGAAGAUAAAUUAUUUUUAAUAAAACAACGUGAAAAAGGACGUCAUGGAUGCAUGAUGGGUAUAGAUUCAAAAUUAACCAGUCUUGAAUUUCGAAAAUGCUAUUUAGAAGAACAAAAAGUUAGACAGAAAGAAAAACACGAAAUUGCGUCGAAAUCACCAGUUGUGUCUAUGGACUAUAUAUCAGAUGAAAACUUCACUGAUGAAGAGGAAAUUAUAAAUAUUGAAAGUGUUGGCCCGUCAAAAAUCAAGCGAGCAAGAAAGGAAAUUAUAAACCACCGUUUAUCGGCUGCAUUAGACAAAUGUAAAAUAAGUGACCGAGAUGCCGUUCAUUUACUUACAGCUGCAGCUGAAUCUUUUAAUGUCAAUACUAGUGAGUACAUAAUUAAUAGAUCUUCAAUUAAAAGAGCUCGAGAAAAGCGUCGUGAACAAUUAUCUGAAGCUAUAAAAUCUAAUUUUUUAAAUGUAAAUCUACAAUAUUGCGUUGUGCAUUGGGAUUCAAAAUUACUACCCGGCUUAACAGGAAGGGACACAAUAGAUCGUCUCCCUGUGAUUAUUACAGCUCCUAAUGUUGAACAGUUAUUAGGAGUUCCACAAUUAUCAUCUGGGAGAGGGAAUGAAAUAUGUUCGGCUGUAUAUAAUACUUUAGACGAUUGGUGUCUAUUAGAUAAAGUAGAAGCUUUUGUAUUUGAUACUACUGCAUCAAAUAGUGGCCGUCUAAAUGGUGCAUGCGUUCUUCUCGAACAAAAGUUAAAUCGAAAUAUUCUAUUUCUUGCUUGUCGUCACCAUAUUUUUGAAAUAAUUUUACAAGCUGUUUUUGUUACAUCAAAACUAUCUGUUAUGUCUGGACCUGAUAUUCCAUUGUUUAAACGAUUUAAAAAUAACUGGGUGAAUUUAGAUUUACGUAAUUUUCAUACAUGGACAUCACAUCCAGAUGUAUUUGAAGAAUUAAAAUAUGUAGUAGAUGAUGUUUUAUUAUUUUGUACAAAAAGAAUCGAAGAUAAUUAUCCAAGAGAUGACUAUAAAGAAUUUAUAGAACUUAUUAUGAUAUUUUUGGGGAAAACACCUCCACGAGGAAUACAUUUUCGACCACCUGGUGCUUACCACUUAGCCCGAUGGAUGGCAAAAGGAAUAUAUUGUUUUAAAAUAGGCGUGGAUAUGUGCUCCCGAUCCAAUUACAGCUCCACUUAA
Molecule: messenger RNA, 1738 nt
Organism: Aphis gossypii (cotton aphid)
Lineage: Eukaryota; Metazoa; Arthropoda; Insecta; Hemiptera; Aphididae
Exons: 3
Coding region: 179-1738 (519 amino acids)
Source: RefSeq, a predicted model, not a curated record